Messenger RNA from Didymodactylos carnosus, 432 nucleotides. The record is from the annotation of a GenBank genome assembly. Lineage: Eukaryota; Metazoa; Rotifera; Eurotatoria; Philodinida; Philodinidae.
AUGAAACUAGUACGUUUUCUUAUGAAAUUAACCCAUGAAAGUGUAACAAUAGCACUUAAAAAUGGUUCGAAUGUCUUUGGUACAGUUAUAGGUGUUGAUAUGUCAAUGAAUACACAUUUAAAAUCAGAUUUUUCUAAUGCCUGUAAACUAUCUCGAGCAAUUGUUAUCUUUGUAGCUAAACUGACACCGAAAAAUGGUGAACCGAUUGCAUUAGAUUUUAUUACGAUACGUGGCAAUAAUAUUCGAUAUUUUAUAUUACCCGAUUCACUACCGUUAGAUACUUUACUUGUUGAUGAUACGCCAAAAGCGAAAGCCAAACGUGAACGUCCAGGUGCUGGUGGUAGUUCACGUGGUCCGAGAGGAAGAGGUCGUGGCAGAGGUCGUGGAAGAGGUGGUGCUUUUGGUGGCGGCGGACGUGGUCGAGGAAGAUAG